Molecule: messenger RNA, 4677 nt
Organism: Lutra lutra (Eurasian river otter)
Lineage: Eukaryota; Metazoa; Chordata; Mammalia; Carnivora; Mustelidae
Gene: DOC2B
Product: double C2 domain beta
Exons: 9
Coding region: 1857-3518 (553 amino acids)
Cellular component (GO): membrane
Source: RefSeq, a predicted model, not a curated record
AGUCACUCGCCUUCCUGAAGCCUCAGUUUCCCCAAUUGUGAAAAGAUGACAGCACUCUCUCUCUCAAGUGAAAGAAUUAUGAAAUGAUGCUUCAGUGUGUCUGUAUUUUAAUACCCGUAUCAUUACAUAAUCACUUUGUGAAGCAGCCACCUUGGGACAGAAGUCACUCUGUGCCUGUUUAAGGACGAAUCCCCUUAGCAUUCCCAGGAAUGAGAAAUCCACUAUGUUAGGCUUCCAGCCUCUUCUGUCCUUCCCUUGGCCUUUGACUCCUCAAAGGCUGGAUUUUUCUCCUACCAGGAUCCCAGAUGGUCCUUAGGGGGCCCCCAGGCCAGUUCAUUCCUAAGGUAACCCCUGAGACUAUUGGCCCCUCCCACUUCCCCUCCUCUUCCUCCUGAGUUCUGGCUGUCUCCAUCCCGGAAGCUCAGGAAGAGCUCUGGGGGACAACAUUUAACCUGUGUUUCCAGCUCUGCUCUGACCCCUAGAGCUUUGUAGGGGUGGGGGAGGAAGAGACAGAGGAGGGGGUGUCAGGACAACUGGGUUUCUCAUCCCAGCUCUGCUACAAGCCGGCAUCACUGUGGGUAAGUCCAUGCGCCGGAGCUUUGAUUUCCUCACCUGAACAUAAGAACAGUAUAUCCUGUUUACAAUGUGGCAUGAUGUGAAGAAUCAAUGCAGUGAGCACUGUGAACGUUCUUGAUACAGCGCAGUGACUGUCACCAUCCUGGGCAGAACCGACCCAAGACAGCAUGUGGUUCUCCAUCCUUUCUCACCAGUGAGACUUGUCUCCCCAGGGAAAGGAGAAGAGAAAGCCAACCCUAUUGAGCACCUCUGUUCAGGGGUCUCACCAUAAGGCUGGUGGGUUGGAAUUAGCCCCAUUUCACAGAUGAGAAAACUGAGGUUCAAAGACAUCGAAGAUCUCAGAAUGUAGCAGCUUGAAGUGAUGGGAAAGGGCCUCUUCUCUCUUCUCUCUGCUCCCCACCCUUUCAAGGGGUUAUGGUGGAGGGAGGGAAACAGGCUUGGGGCCCCUCAUUCAGACUCAUGGAAGGGACCCAGCCGGGAAGAUAAGCAUUUCUGGUACAUCCCUAGAAACCAGGGAGUAAACAGGAUUCUGCCCAGGCCCAAGGCUUUCCAGAGACACACCUGUAUAAGCAGCAGCCAUUCCCAACAGAGCUCUGUUCUCGGAAAGCACUGGGGCUGGGCUGUCCAGAUUUGUUUAGUUCUCUGUGUGGGGGAGCCUGAGUCCGUGUGCAGGCAAGGCCCUGCCUCCCCACCUCUGCCUCAUCCAUCACUCACUGGGAAGGGGUCUUCUGCCCAGGACCCUCUCCUAACCACAGCCUGUGUUCAAGGUUUUUACCCACCCUGUCCCCAUGGGGAGAGGGGGGAGACAGGGCCCUCCACUGACCAAGUGAGGGACUGACUCAGGAUUACAGAGAGUGUGUGCUUGUAUGUGACCUGAGAGGAAGUGUGAACAGACUGAGCCUACAAUGACCUUGGACCACCCAGGAUGUACAUGUCCUCCUAGCAUGUCAGCAACCUGUCCCCACACUCCUAGGAGGGUGGCCGUGAGUCCUGUAGAUGUGGGGAGAGGGGAGGGCUGUGCUCUGAGUCCUCUGAUCACUUCCAAGGGUGUGUUUGUGUAUCCUGUUAGGCAGGUGUGUGCUAGGGGCAUAGGGUACCACAGCAACCUCAACCAGCCCUGUACAGAUACAUGUUCCUGUAUGUGUCCUGCAAGUGUGAGCCGGUGGACGCUUCUGCCAAGCGUCUGCACACGCUCCUGUGUGCUUGGAGUGAGAUCUGGCACACCCGCGUGUGUCCUGUGAGAGCGAACAGAACCCCACAGGGGGCUGGCACGGGCGGGAAUGUGCCAGUGUGCGUCCUGCGGCUCCCCGCUCGGCUUCUCGGCGGGCCUGCCGGUGUGCACGAGUGGAAGGCGCCCGGUGCCCGCGGGUGUGCGCGCGCCGGUGCCAGCGCGAGUGAGUGCGGCGCCGCUCGCUCCGCUCCGCGCCCGCCCGCGCAGCCCGCACACUCACACUGCUUGGUUGCUGCCGGGUGACGCGGGCUGGGCCCGCCCCCCGCCUGCCGGCCCCCGGCACUCACUAGCCGGCCGCCGCCGAGCAGGCAGCAGCCGCAUCAGGACCGUCCGGGGGAGCCGCCGGCGAUGCCCGCAGCCCUCGCCGCGCCCCGCCGGGCCUGCUGAGCCGCACCCCCUCCACCCCCCACCCCGGGCCGGGGCCGCGCCGGGCCGGGGCCGGGCCGCGCCCGGGUGGGGCCGCGCUGCCUGCAUGACCCUCCGGCGGCGCGGGGAGAAGGCGACCAUCAGCAUCCAGGAGCAUAUGGCCAUCGACGUGUGCCCCGGCCCAAUCCGGCCCAUCAAGCAAAUAUCCGACUACUUCCCCCGCUUCCCGCGGGGCCUGCCCCCGGACGCCGGGCCCCGCGCCGCUGCGCCCCCGGACGCCCCCGCGCGCCCCGCCGCGGCCAGCGCGGGCCGCCGAAGCCCCUCCGACGGCGCCCGCGACGACGACGAGGAUGUCGACCAGCUCUUCGGAGCCUACGGCGCCAGCCCGGGCCCCAGCCCCGGCCCCAGCCCCGCGCGGCCGCCCGCCAAGCCUCCCGAGGACGAGCCCGACGCCGACGGGUACGAGUCCGACGACUGCACUGCCCUGGGUACGCUGGAUUUCAGCCUCCUCUACGACCAGGAGAACAACGCCCUCCACUGCACUAUCAGCAAGGCCAAGGGCCUGAAGCCGAUGGACCACAACGGGCUGGCAGACCCCUACGUCAAGCUGCACCUGCUUCCAGGAGCCAGUAAGGCAAAUAAACUCAGAACGAAGACUCUCCGAAACACUCUGAACCCCACGUGGAAUGAGACCCUCACUUACUACGGGAUCACGGACGAAGACAUGAUUCGAAAGACCCUGCGGAUCUCUGUGUGCGAUGAGGACAAAUUCCGUCACAACGAGUUCAUCGGGGAGACGCGUGUGCCCCUGAAGAAGCUGAAGGCCAACCACACCAAGACGUUCAGCAUCUGCCUGGAGAAGCAGCUACCGGUGGACAAGACCGAAGACAAGUCCCUGGAGGAGCGGGGUCGGAUCCUCAUCUCCCUCAAGUACAGCUCGCAGAAGCAGGGCCUGCUGGUCGGCAUCGUGCGCUGCGCCCACCUGGCUGCCAUGGACGCCAAUGGCUACUCGGACCCCUACGUGAAGACAUACCUGAAACCAGAUGUGGACAAGAAAUCUAAACAUAAGACAGCAGUAAAGAAGAAGACCCUGAACCCUGAAUUCAAUGAGGAAUUCUGUUAUGAGAUUAAGCAUGGGGACCUGGCCAAGAAGACCCUGGAAGUCACUGUUUGGGAUUAUGACAUUGGAAAAUCCAACGAUUUCAUUGGCGGCGUGGUUCUGGGCAUCAACGCUAAGGGUGAGCGCCUGAAGCACUGGUUUGACUGCCUGAAAAACAAGGACAAGCGGAUCGAGCGCUGGCACACGCUCACCAACGAGCUCCCAGGGGCUGUGCUCAGCGACUGACCAGCCCCCCACCUGCUGCCGCACCCACCCCUGCCUAUCUCCUGGCCCAGCACCGGCCUGGCCCUGGGCCUCCUCAGCUGCCACCAAGGGCCUCGGCCCUCAUCUCGGGGGGGAGCUGGGGUGCCUGCUCAGACACUGAGCCACUGCGGCCCCUGCUUGGAGGCUGUGGAGGGCUCAGCCACUCCUAGGGACAGCAAGGCCAGAGAGCUGGGCCUGCUUUUGGCACCCAUCCCAGGGAAGGGAAUGGGGUCGUCCAGGGGGUGAGGGCCUUACUGGAGGUCAGCAGUAAGUCACGGGGACCCCAGGCUGAGAGAACAGGAGUGCAGGGGCGCUUUGGCAGGGCCAGUGAGAACCCUCAAGAGAGACAUUAGGGAGAGGGGCACGGCGGCGGGAGGAGAUUUGGGAAGGCGUUCCCAAAAGGAGGUUCUUACUACAUCUGUUCAUUUCUGGCAUUACUGGGCAGGUGGGAAAAAGCUGACCCAAGAGCAGGGAGUAUGGUAAAGUUCCAACUUUACUGAACAUGGGCAAUUGGCAAGCACUUCACUCAAUGCUGCAACAACCCGUUGGAGAUGAAUGAGACCCAGGGCCUGCCUCUGAGUUCCUUGUCUAAUCAAGGAGCUAAGAACAAACCACUACAAUGGGGAAUGAGGAAUACCAAGGCCAGGCUGACAUACCUUUGAGUGCCAUGGACUCCAACUCUGCUGAGAGGCAGGGAGGGCUUCCUCGAGGAGGUGAUGCUUCAGCAAGGUCUUGAAGGGUGAGUGGAGUUUCUGGGCAGCCGAAGUGUAAGGGCAGUGUGUGCCGUGGGAAUGAUCUGUAAAAGCCUAGAGAGGAGAGGAUGGUGAAUGGGCUAGGGUCAUUGUGCAAGACCUGGGGACUCAUGCUGGAGACAGUGUGUUAGGACAGGAGUGGGGCUUAGAGGUGACAUCACCCACCCCUGCCUGCCAGGCCAGCCCCAGCUCAUAGCUUUGGGGGAACUGAGGGAAGCACUGUGGUGAAACUGAUCUUGGGGCAGGGUUAAGUUCAGUCCUCAGACCCAAUUCUCCCACCUUUAAUCUUUCUCUUCCCAAGGAACCUGGAGGAUGGAUCCUGCCUCUCAGCUUAAGCAUGAGGUCAGCUGUAAUCAAGAAAAGGGUCCCCAGCCCCCCCCCUUUUUUUU